Molecule: messenger RNA, 5424 nt
Organism: Labrus mixtus (cuckoo wrasse)
Lineage: Eukaryota; Metazoa; Chordata; Actinopteri; Labriformes; Labridae
Product: zinc finger protein 654-like
Exons: 12
Coding region: 12-4223 (1403 amino acids)
Biological process (GO): regulation of transcription by RNA polymerase II
Cellular component (GO): nucleus
Molecular function (GO): DNA binding; DNA-binding transcription factor activity, RNA polymerase II-specific
Source: RefSeq, a predicted model, not a curated record
CAGCAGACAGUAUGGCGGACAGCGAAAGUGAUUUGGAAACAGAGGGGCUCGAAUUAGCUCUGGACACUUUAUGUAUCAGAUACUGCAGCGAGGAAUCGUCUCGCACGAGUAAAUGCUAUUGCUCCGCGUUUUGUGAGUUGGUUGAAGAGUACACGGGGCAAUGGCAAGUUCCUCUCCCUCAACUGAAGGUCCUGCGGACGGCGCUCUGCAGCUUCACCAAAUCCACUGCUGCCUUUCCUGAUGAUUGUCAGCACAUCCACUAUGUUCUCAGCAGUCUGGCCUUGAGCUACUUUGAGCUGAUGCUCUUUUUCAGCAAAGAAGAAUUUGUGGAACUGCCUUUAAAGGACAUCCUUGAUUCUUUUCAGGAGUGUAGCACUCAGCUCCAGAGGCACAGGAACAUCUACCUUCAACAUGUGAAGCAGAUCAUCAAAGCAGGAGGCCCAUGGGAAAAUCCGGUGCUGCAAGGAAUCCUGAAGGAGGUGGACUUGUCACCAAAAGAAGUUGAGGACUACCUGAGCUCAGAGUUACCCGUGUUCUUUGAGCUGCGGGUUCGCUAUUUGCAAGCCUGUGAACGAAUGCAAGAGGCCAAGGCGUUGGCUAAAAGCUGCCUGGAGAAUCGUGAGGCUGGAAAUCAUCUUUUCUUCCAUCAAGCCUACCUUACCUGCCUCUACAAAGCUUCAUUACAUGAACAUCUUCAGAAGGAGAUGGCAGAGAUAGAUGGCCGUGACGCUGUUGAGAUCAUCUGCAACACAGAGAAAGUUGAAAAAGAUGAGCUUCUGUUGUCGCUGUGUAAAGCUUUCCUAACCCAACAGCUACACAAUGGAGACAUGUACUACAUCUGGGACCUGGUGUUCAUCUGGAGCAGGUUGCACCUUCGGGCCCAUCCCUCCAGACAGGGGUUCUUGGCUGAGUGUUUGCAGUUGGCUUCCUCUGCUGCUAACGUCAGAGCUAUCUUCCCCUUUAUCAAACUUGUCACUACUGAGCUGGGGGUUGAAGGAGUCCAGGUCUGCGUGGAGCUUUGUGCCAGGGCGUUGCAGCUGUGUGACAUGCCAGCUGACAGUGCAACCCGGUCCCUGGUCUGCAAGACCAUCGCCUUCCUGCUGCCCCACGACUUGGAGAUCUGUCGAGCGUGUGCCAUGCUGGUCUUCUGUCAGGAACGCAGCCUGGAAGCAUACAGAACUGUCUGCCUGCUCUACAUGCAUCCUGACCAGGAGCAACAUCCCCACAGCAACCCUGUGCGGACCAGUGUGCGCUUCCAUAUUCUGCAGAUGCUUAAGGAGCGCUUGUGUUUCGACCCUGAAUUUUGGAACCUGCUGGCCAUAAGGACCCAAUGCUUGGAGUUGAUGAGCGACAAGGUUAUGAAGGCUGCCGUUCUAGAUGAGAUGAAGGAGGAAGAAGAGAAAGAAAACACAGAAGAGCUAUCAAUGAAUACUUUUGUAAAUGACUCGAUCACUCAAGAUUUCAAUAUGUGCCCGUGCACUGAAGCUGCUGCUGUGACUGAAGAGCCGACUAAAGACGGAGAGGCGUUUAAGAGUUUGGACCCGUCACAUAAAUCUCUUUUGAAGAGAAGGAAAUGGAGGAGAGCGCUGCGGCGGAAAAAACAAGUGAUAUCUGAUGACGAGGCAGACGUUGGUGAUGAUCCAGAAUUCAAAUACAAUCUCAAAUCUUCAGGCCACAAAACCAUGUACUCACUGAGACGAAAUCACACCAACAAGGAAAAUUCUGCAGCUGUAAAGCGUCCUCGAGCCUGCAAAAGAGAAUACUUGUCUAGAUGUGUGAAGAGCCAAAUAUUGAAAAGGAAAGGCCGUCAAAGAUGGCUGCAGGGCCUUCCGAGGUUUGAGCCGGUACAGGUCCAGGUCCAGGUUCAGAAAGUCAAAGUUCCGGGGAAAAAACGGGGCCGGAAGCCUUUGCAGAAACUUGAGCUCUCCUACCCUGAAAAUGAAAUUUCAAUAACAGAGGAGGAGUCAGGUUUGGAGAAGAUAACUGCCACAAGAAAUAAGCUGGAAAUGCUGCAGCGGGAGAGUGAACUUGGAUUAAAAAUUGAACCGGGGGAGAGAACCCUUGAGCAGAUGACUGAGCCAAAUGUGGAGAAUGGACACGAGGAGCACACAGACAUGGACUGUAGUAGCAGCCUCAAUGAGCAGACUGCAGAGACAUCUCCAUCACAGCUUGUCGAAGGUCCUCCAAGUGAACCCCGAGCUGCUGUUGAAGCUGAACCUGAGCUUGAUGGUCCACCCUUAGAGUUAGUCGACUGCCCAAUAGAACAGUUACACAGCUACUCUCUUAAAUCUAAAUGUCCUGACAGUGAGAAAUCACAGCCUCCAGAAUCCUCUGCAUCCGAGGAGCUUAAUGGUGGUGACGCAGAACAGACACCCCAAUCCAAAGAGGAAACAGAAGCGUCAAACACUAAGGUGGUAGCCAAGAGAACGUGGAGGGAGAGAAUGCUCCGCACUCAACAAUACGCUCACUUGAAGUUUCACUGCAAAAUGUGCCGCAAAGACUAUAAAGGCCUGAAUGUAAUGAGGCAUGCUCUGUCGCACCUUAAAAGAAGAAAAUGCAUACUCUGCGGGAAACGCUUUAAACAGAUCACCUGUGCCAAAAAGCACGUUUUGGACCACAUCGAUGAAAUGUGCAAGCAGAAACCUCUCGAUAGCACGUCGCCUUCUGAGGAAACGCCAGCUGAAAAUGGAAUGGAGAACAAUGUGGAAAGUCCAACCCGGCCUCCGGUUAAAAGAAAAGUCAAGGAGAAAGUGUCAGACCUCCAGAGGGACAUUCGAAUCAUCAGGAACAUCCGCACCCUCAUCAAAAAGACGUCGGUGCUUCACAAAAAGUGCAAGAACCCAAGCGUUAACAUAAAUGAACUGGUAGACUUCAAGAACGAGCAGGUGGUCAUUAAAGAUGGAGUGGUGAUUGUCAAAGAUCAACCUGUGAUCGAGGGAGAGGAGGAGGGCCAGUCAGCAGGACAAAACGGCUACGUUGCGGACAAGAAGUACCACCUGUGUCCCUCCGAGUCUUGUGAUCGGGUGUUCUUGAGGAUCAGCAGCACACUAAUGAGGCACGCUGUCAAAUGCCAUGUUAACGAAGAGGCGGUGCUGGAGAAGGUCUUUGUUUGGGCCAAACACAAGUGCAUGCUUUGCCUUAGGAAAAUACAGUUCCUCCAGCACUAUAAGGACCACAUGAAGAAGCACGAUGAUCCUCUCCAGUUCUUCUGCUACCAUCUGGACUGUAACCAGCGCUUUUUGACACAGCAGGAAUUCAAGGACCAUGUCAGUACCCACCAGCCCCUCAGGCCUCAGUGUCCAUAUACAGCGUGUGAGAAGCUAUUCCCAAGCCUGCAGUGUCUUUAUGACCAUGAAUGGAGACACUACAUCCCAACACCUCAAAGAGACGAGCUCGAGAUGGGACCCAGUAGACAGAAGGAAAGUGCGGAAGCACCAUGGAAGCAGAGGGUGAAGGUAGAGGAAAUAUGGCUGCAGAGUAAACCAGAGCAGAGGGGGAGUCCUGUUCCUGAUCAUGUUGAGGCAUCUAAUCUUGAGGAUUGCAGAGAAACGAUCAAAGAAGAGUUACAAACGUCUUCACAAUGUCUAACAGUAAUCCCAGGCAGCAGUCAAGACCAGUUAAAACCUGAAAAUUGUUCAGAGAACGAUCCAGUGGAUGACAGCAAAGCUGCCAUUAACGGACAUGUGAAUGAGACAAUGAGCCAAGUGUCAGGGGGGCAGGUCUGUACUUCCUCUACUGGAGCUGCUGCAGCGACUCCAACUAAGACUUGUCCCAAAAAAACACGUGCCGAGUUGGACCCCUUGGAUGUGAAAAACCGUGAGGAUAUGUCCUUUACAGAUGAGGGAAUCCCGCAGGAACUGGGAGCGCCAAAGAUCACGGAGCACAAAACAUUCAAACCAGAAGAUCCCGCCUUUGUGGCUUCAGUAACGGCGCCUUUCAUUCGUCCACCACCCUCCACCUACCUGAAUGAAUCUGUGAUCUCAAUGCGCAAGAGGAGGGCCGAAGAAGACGCUGCUCCCAAGAAAAUAGUCUACUGGAGGCAGAAUAAAAAGAAGGACGCUGUAACGAAGCCCGGGGUGGAGAAUACUGUUCCUGAGCACAAGAUCAGGCAUCGCUGUGUGAAGUGUCUUUCCUCGUUCAGCACGGUAGAAGAAUUACAGAAACACCAAGCACUCAACACGUGCUCUGCACUCUUCGGCUUCGACUCUGACGAUGAAAGUUAGUGGAAAGUGAAAAGGACGUCUAACCGGAGCGACCAUUACACUCUGCUUCCAGGGUCAGGACAAGUAUUCAAGAUAAAGGAACACUGGACUUAUUCUUGUUAACACAUGUGUAUUCAGAGACGUAAAUGUGCCAAAAGGGUAGUUUGAGGACUUUUUUUCCCUCUGUACAUUUAAUCAAUAGAAACUUUUUUAAGCAAUAAUUUUGACAACUUAAUCUAGUUUUGUACACCCCCCCUUUCCCCCCCAAAUCAUAAUCAGUGUGAUCUUUGUCAAGUGGAUAAAACUAAAACAUUCUAAUCAUAUUCUCAGAAUCUACAAUAAGUAAAUAUAAAUAUAUAUUCACCUUUUGAAAGAUAACGAGUCUCAAAUAUGGCCAUGGACAAAUUACUGGAAACCAAACACAAAUGUCUGUACAAACACUGCUAGGUGCCACCUUCCAAUGCAGACUUCCUAUCCUAUCAGUUUGACCUGUUCAUACAGAGAAAAUGACUAUAUGAGUCAUAUACUGAAUCCUUUAAACAGUAAAGGGGGACCAAGUUAUCAUAUGGUUCAUUUUUCUCAAAUGAACAUUUAAUUUAAACUUAAUCAGGCUUUUGCCUUUCUGGAACAUUUUUAAAUACAUGAAAUCACUAAAUGAACUCAUUUUAUGAACAUUUUUUCUUGACUUCAGCAAAUGGUCCCAACCAGUGUCUCUUCAUGGACAACAAUAAUCAACACUAUUUUAAACAGUUAUUAAAGAUGUGUUGUGAUCUUCAGGCUUAGUUUGCCUCGUGGGUAGAGGGUCUCCAUUCAUUUUCACAUGAACAUACAGUAUGGCUCUAUAUCUGUUAGGGUAUGUCUAAAACAGUAUUAUAACUGGCUGCAGUUUAUGAUUUCAACUCUCAACUAUAUGCUGUACUUACAGUGUAGAUUUUCCAUUCUAUUUAUUGUUAGCAUUGUGUACAUUAACAAACUGGUGGUUAUGUCCUCUCUGUCCACAUCUCUACAAUGGAACUAUGAUGGUAAUAAAUCAGAGGAGCCUCUACACUGAAAAAGAAACUUUGAAAUGUGUAAGAGGUUGUGUUGUCAGUAAUCUUAGUUCUGGCUGUCGUCCUCUGAAGUAAAGCAGGAUAGGCUUUAUUUAAAUUGGUCUUCCAAUCAUCAUGAUAACAGGAACUUACUCCAUGAAGCCGUAACCAAAAAGUCUGAAUCCAUGUAAGUC